Molecule: messenger RNA, 1803 nt
Organism: Drosophila melanogaster (fruit fly)
Lineage: Eukaryota; Metazoa; Arthropoda; Insecta; Diptera; Drosophilidae
Gene: Ir48b
Product: ionotropic receptor 48b
Exons: 1
Coding region: 1-1803 (600 amino acids)
Biological process (GO): detection of chemical stimulus involved in sensory perception; monoatomic ion transmembrane transport
Cellular component (GO): plasma membrane
Source: RefSeq, marked reviewed
AUGAUCCUUCAACAAUCUUCCAAUCUUCUAAAACUUCUACUACUUCUUGCUAUCUCUUCUGUAAGGACUCAAGGUCUUAACGAUAUCAUAAUUGAACUAAACCAACGCCUUCUUAUCUCCAAUAACUUCUUGUAUUGCAACCAAUCCGAUAAACUAAAUGAGUACGAGAUAAAGUAUCUCCAGCACAUGCCACCAAUAAGCUUGAUGAUCUUUACCUCAAUUGAAUCUAUGAAUUUCACACAAGUUGAAUAUAAUUUAGGUGCUGAUAACAAACUCUUUUUGAUUAUGGGCAACGAAGAACCACCCUAUGAUUUCCUUCACGCCUUAAACUUACAUUUUCAGUUUGCUGAAUAUAUAAUUGUGAUAGAUGAACCCGUUGAUUUGAAGAAGAGUACCAAAUGGCUAGAUUUUGUGAACCACCUAUGGCAGCAAGGAUACGUUCAGUUGUUAAUCUAUACCUCGUAUGAUGAAAAAUUGUAUCACAAAAUCAUAUUUCCCGAAACCGUGAUAGAGGAGACUUUGGUGGAACAGUACAUAUCCAUUCGGGGAUCAUUCAAUAAUCUUUAUGGCUAUCCGGUUCGCGUUGCAGCCUAUAAUAAUGCUCCGCGCUCCAUGCUAUAUGUGAAUCGCUGGGGCAAGCACAUAUUUGCCGGGUUCUACAUGAGGUUCCUUCGAGCUUUCAUUGACGCUAGAAAUGGAAGUUUUGUGCCAGUGCUCACGCCAAGUAAUUCGCCCGGGAAUUGUACAUUGAACUUGGUCAAUGAAACCGUUGACGUGUGUGCAGAUGCCUUGGCAGCAAAUCCAGCCGCUUUUAGCUUAACCCAUGGUUUCAGGAUAGCCUCGGCGAAUGUUUUGGUGACACAUGCGAAACCCCUACACUCCUACCGCUAUCUUACCGCUCCUUUUCAAUGGAGUGUAUGGGCCUGUUUGGUCAUCUAUGUGCUAUUGGUGGUGAAUUUCCUCAGUUUUAUUGGGUGGCUAAGAAGUGGAAAAUGGGAAUUUAGCAAGUACCUUCUCGAGGUAUUCAGCUCGCUUUUAUUCAGUGGAUUCUAUUUAAAGGAAAUCCGAGGACGGGAAAGGUACAUACUCUUUGGAGUGUUGUUCAUAGCUGGCUUUGUCUACUCCACCGAGUAUUUGGGAUUACUCAAAAGUAUGUUGAUCUCGGAGGUUUUCGAGAAGCAGAUUGAUACGUUUGAGGCACUGGUGGAGAGUAAUAUAACCCUAAUGGUUGAUCCAUACGAUAAGAUACUAUUUGCCAAGUACAACAUGCCCGAGAUACUUUCGCCCAUUAUGGAACUGGUCAGUUUUGAAACACUUUUGAAGCACAGAAAUCGCUUCGAUCAGGAUUACGCGUAUAUACUGUUCUCGGAUCGAAUGGCUCUAUACGACUAUGCCCAGCAAUUCUUGAAGCAUCCAAAACUGCUGAGAAUUCCCAUCGACUUCUCAUUCCUCUACACUGGCAUUCCGAUGCGAAAGAGAUGGUUCCUCAAGCACCAUUUGGGACGCGCCUGGUACUGGGCCUUCGAGAGCGGUCUUACAAGGAAACUGGCCUUGGACGCCGACUUCGAGGCAGUUCGCGUGGGCUAUCUAAGCUUCCUCAUCACGGAACAUGUGGAGGCCCAGCCGCUGAAUGUGGAUUAUUUCGUCAUGCCGGCAAUUGCUCUGGCCAUCGGCUACAUCCUGGCCCUUUUGAGUUUUGUCAUCGAGAUGACGGCCUGGCGCAUAAGGGAAUUCCUGGGAUGCAGGAAGGCGACGAUGACGAGUACCGGUUGUUCAGAAGGCGGUCAUGUUGAUGUUGAUUGA